AUGAUUGCCCAGCCUCUACAGUCCCAACGCCAUUCCAUCAGGGUUGUCGCCCAGAUGGGUGAUCCGCUUCCAGCACCCAUUGAAGGCCAGGCGUAUGUCACGGUGGGCCCAAUCAAUGGAGGUCUGAUAACGCUCCCAGAACGUGCAUUCGUCUCUCCCAGCGGAGAUGCUGCGGUUACCGUUCCCUCGCUAAGCUUUCUCAUCACGCACCCCGGCAGCGGAAGCGAGAAAAGUCCACGACACCUGCUCUUCGACUUGGGACUGCGAGCGACGCUGGGGGACUAUAUGAAGGAGCAGCAGGCACACUUGGAGCUGCGCCGACCCUGCCUCCUCGGUCCCGGAGUUGCACAGUCGUUGCAACGGUCAGGCAUCGAUCCGGGGAAGAUCGACACGAUCAUUCUCAGUCACGUCCACUACGACCACCACGGCGAUCCGGCGCAUUUCCCGAACGCACACUUCUUCGUUGGGGCUGGUUCUCUCAAACUGCUUGACGAAGGACUUGGAAUUGCAGCAUCGCAUCAGUUCUUCGAUCCGGACCUGUUCCGCAACGUCCUCCGUGUCAGCGAGUUUCCCUCGCCAGGCGCCUCGCCAUGGAGGGCACUGGGGCCAUUCGCAGGAGCCCUGGAUUUCCUUGGGGAUGGAUCCGUUUACGUCAUUGAUGCGCCCGGCCACCUGCCUGGCCAUAUCAACCUCCUUUGCCGUGUCGGCCCCGACACCUGGAUGUAUCUUGGAGGGGACAGUUGUCACGAUUCAAGGCUGCUUACGGGAGAGCGGCAAAUCGCGACCUGGGACGAUGGCCAUGGCAAUACGGGCUGCAUUCACGUUGAUCAGACGAGGGCAGAGGAAUCGCUGUCGCGUAUUCGCCGGCUGCAGGAGAUGGAAGGGCACAAGGUCGAGGUGGUCAUGGCGCAUGAUGUAGAGUGGUGGAGCACGAAUCAACAUCGCGCUCUGGGACUAUGA
This is a messenger RNA of Aspergillus fumigatus Af293, 960 nucleotides long. Its product is annotated as MBL fold metallo-hydrolase. Lineage: Eukaryota; Fungi; Ascomycota; Eurotiomycetes; Eurotiales; Aspergillaceae. The coding region runs from base 1 to 960 and encodes 319 amino acids. The transcript has a single exon. The record is from RefSeq and is a predicted model, not a curated record.